UAAUAGUAAACAAAACCAACUCUAUCGUUCAUAAACAAAGUUCGCAUGUUUCUUAGUGCUGACAGAACAACGGUACCUGCCGCUAUUCACUUGAAUUUGUUAUUUGUAAUAAGUUUCGAUGAAAGAGUCAUGUGAGCCAUCCUCAGCGAAGGAAGCGGUGCUUCAAGUAAGCACGAAGCUGCCAGCUGACACUCCUACGGUGCGCGGAUACGAUUGGAAUCGUGGUUUGAAUUAUGAAAAUCUAUUCGAGUCAUAUCGACACUCAGGAUUUCAGGCAACUAACUUGGGAAAUGCCAUAGAGGAAGUACGGAAAAUGAUUGCUUGUCGGGCAGAAUCACUUCCAGAUGACAAGCAGGAUACGUACGAAGAGGACGAAUUCAUAAAGCGCACGAAUAAUUGUACUAUUUUCCUCGGAUAUACCUCGAACAUGGUAUCAUGUGGAGUUCGUGAAUCAAUUCGUUUCUUGGCACAACACAAGCAAAUUGACUGCAUUGUUACGACUGCUGGUGGAGUUGAAGAAGACUUAAUUAAAUGCCUUGCACCGACGUACCUGGGAGCAUUUGAAAUGGAAGGAAAACGACUCCGAGAACAGGGUAUAAACAGAAUCGGAAACUUGCUGGUUCCUAAUGAUAACUACUGCAAAUUUGAGAACUGGGUGGUGCCACUGUUGGAUGAAAUGCUGAUAGAGCAGAAAACCAAAGGAGUACUUUGGACGCCAUCGAAAGUCAUUCAACGGUUAGGGGAGGCAAUCAAUGACGAAAGCUCAAUUUAUUAUUGGGCUGCUAAAAAUAAGAUUCCAGUUUUCAGCCCUGCUUUAACCGACGGAAGCCUUGGAGAUAUGAUGUAUUUCCAUUCUUUUCGUAAUCCAGGUCUAGUACUAGAUAUUAUUUCGGAUUUAAGACGCCUCAACACAAUGGCGGUAAAGGCAAAUAAUACUGGGAUCUUGAUUAUCGGUGGAGGUGUGAUUAAGCAUCACAUAUGCAAUGCCAACUUGAUGAGGAAUGGAGCUGAUUAUUCUGUGUUUGUGAAUACCGCUUCUGAGUUUGAUGGUAGUGACAGUGGAGCCAGACCGGAUGAAGCAAUUUCGUGGGGUAAAAUAAAAAAAGAUGCAUCUCCCGUCAAGGUGUAUGCGGAAGCUAGUCUUGUUUUUCCGAUUCUAGUAGGUGAAACAUUUGUGAAAGAUUAUUUUAAUAAAAAUAAACAAAAUGAGACCAGUUGAAAAUAAUGUCCUCGACAAUUUAGUUUUUCCUUUUCAAAUUGGCUCAUAAAUGUUCCAUAUCCUAUAGGAUUCCCAAUGUAUAUGAGACAGUUAAAAAUAAUGUCCUCGACAAUUUAGUUUUUUCUUUUCAAAUUGGCUCAUAAAUGUCCCAUAUCCUAUAGGAUUCCCAAUGUAUAUGAGACAGUUAGAACUAGAACUCACGAUGGCUCAUUUGAAUUCCGUUAAAUCACUGCAGUAAUAUUUAGGGCAUCAUGCAUAUAUUCAAUACAUCUUUAAAACUAUGCAACAAAUCGUAGAUUUGCGCGAUCUGAUUUUUUUGUAUAUGAAAUUAUUUUUACAAUGUCCUAUUU
This is a messenger RNA of Malaya genurostris, 1569 nucleotides long. RefSeq names its product probable deoxyhypusine synthase. The coding region runs from base 119 to 1219 and encodes 366 amino acids. The record is from RefSeq and is a predicted model, not a curated record. Lineage: Eukaryota; Metazoa; Arthropoda; Insecta; Diptera; Culicidae. The transcript has 2 exons. Gene Ontology annotation, cellular component: cytoplasm. Gene Ontology annotation, biological process: peptidyl-hypusine biosynthetic process. Gene Ontology annotation, molecular function: deoxyhypusine synthase activity.